CGCUCUAGCCCGCGCUUGGCUGAGGUCCGCGAGCGCUCGCGAGCCACCGGGCCAGUAGGGAACUCGGCGCCGCCAGACCGCCCAGCUCGCGCCUCAGCGUCCCGGCGCCGCCGCGCCACUUCUCCGAGAUUUUGAAGGAAUUCAUCCCCAGUCGUUUUGGGUAGCAGAGAGGGAACCAUGCUCCCCUGCUGAGGAACGGCUCUUUGGAGUAACCGCUGCAGUGAUCGCCUGGGCUGGGGUUGGAGUAACAGCGCUCGCCCGGGGCUGUAUUGAAUGAGUAAGCAGCCUCAUCUGUUUCUGCUGUGCAAAGAGCGAACUUGCGGCUCGUCCGAGUACUUGUCAGCAGUAAUCACCCCUGCCGCUAGUUACGCUGACACUAUGCACUCUGAAGCAGAAGAAUCCAAGGAAGUGGCCACAGAUGUCUUUAAUUCCAAAAACCUGGCCGUUCAGGCACAGAAGAAGAUCUUGGGUAAAAUGGUGUCCAAAUCCAUUGCCACCACCUUAAUAGACGACACAAGCAGUGAGGUGCUGGAUGAGCUCUACAGAGUGACCAGGGAGUACACCCAAAACAAGAAGGAGGCAGAGAAGAUCAUCAAGAACCUCAUCAAGACAGUCAUCAAGCUGGCCAUUCUUUACAGGAAUAAUCAGUUUAAUCAAGAUGAGCUAGCAUUGAUGGAGAAAUUUAAGAAGAAAGUUCAUCAACUUGCUAUGACCGUGGUCAGUUUCCAUCAGGUGGAUUAUACCUUUGACCGGAAUGUGUUAUCCAAGCUGUUAAAUGAAUGCAGAGAGAUGCUACACCAAAUCAUUCAGCGUCACCUCACCGCCAAGUCACAUGGACGGGUUAAUAAUGUCUUUGAUCAUUUUUCAGAUUGUGAAUUUUUGGCUGCCUUGUAUAAUCCUUUUGGGAAUUUUAAACCCCACUUACAAAAACUAUGUGAUGGUAUCAACAAAAUGUUAGAUGAAGAGAACAUAUGAGCACAUGAGUUAAGACUGUGACUGAUGAUGAUUUAUUUGAAGAUGGAGCACUGCUGAUUUAUGAAGGAAAAAAUAAUUUUCUAAACAUUACAUGUAUUUCAGAAAGACUUUGCCCAAUUUGGUUGUCAGACAUAAUGAUUUAUUUGAAAGCUUGUUUUAUUUGAAGAAAAGCAUAUCUCGAAAAACUCUGGUUACAAGCUUCCUAACGGGUAACAGACCAUGGGAGAGAUGUGUGGUUGGGUAAUGCAAAUGUAGUUAUACAAAGAAAAAUAGAUAUGGCUCCAGACCCGAACACUUUUUUAUAGGGCAGUUGUUGUGUUGGUGGCACAUUGGAUAUUUCUAACAUGUACAAAGUUAUGUAUUUUGAUUUACUUUCAUUUCUUGCUAUGUAGAUGUACUUUUCUUAAAAUGCCAGGAACUUUCUCUUGCUAUCAUUGCCCCUUUUAAAACAAUCCAAUUUUCAUGUCUACGGCUGCUUGUGUUUUGUUAAAACGAAAAUGGCUUAUCUGAAAUCGGUACUGUGGAAAUGAGCUCUAUUAGCUAUUAUGAAUAAUGUCCAAUAUAAGAAUACGCUUCUGGAAUUGAGUUCUACUUUUAAGUACCAAUGAUACUUAAGCUUUUCAAAAAUGUAAUGGUGUAUCAUUGCCUUGAAAUGCUUGCUUAGGGCUUCUUUUAUGUUAUCUUAAAAUGUGCUAGUGAAUUCUCCAUUUUUACAUCCAUUUCACAUGUAAGAGACAAAAAAUCUAGAUUGGUCUUGAUAUUGGGAUAAUAAAAAGUAAGUAGCAUUAAGAAAGGUAAAACAACCUUCAUCUUACAGAUAAACUCAUUAAAACAAUGUAGGGGAAUGAGGGGCAAAGGGGAGAAAAGACAUUGCUAAAGAAGAUGAGCAUAAAAAUGAGUGCAUUUCAGUGUUUAAGAAGGUUUGAUAAAUAAAGAAUGUCACUUUUUUAUUUAACUGAUAAGGUUUUUGUUAUUUUUUGCUUUGAUGAGUAAACCAAAAAAUAUUUGCAUUUCAAGCAGUGUGCAUGUUUCUAUAUAAUUUUCUGUGUAUAAAUAAUAAAGUAGGCAUUUGCUUAUUUUGUAAAAAAGAAAUGAAAAUCUGCUGGCCAGCUAUGUCCUCUAGGAAAUGACAGACCCAGCCACCAGCAGUAAAUAUUUGCAUUGUCA
Molecule: messenger RNA, 2142 nt
Organism: Saimiri boliviensis boliviensis (Bolivian squirrel monkey)
Lineage: Eukaryota; Metazoa; Chordata; Mammalia; Primates; Cebidae
Source: RefSeq, a predicted model, not a curated record